Mollisia scopiformis is the source of this 807-nucleotide messenger RNA. RefSeq names its product NAD(P)-binding protein. NCBI's taxonomy places the organism in Eukaryota, Fungi, Ascomycota, Leotiomycetes, Helotiales, Mollisiaceae. The record is from RefSeq and is a predicted model, not a curated record. The transcript has 5 exons. Gene Ontology annotation, molecular function: oxidoreductase activity. Bases 1 to 807 code for a protein of 268 amino acids.
AUGUCGGCAAAGACAGAGAAGAAAGUUGUGUUGGUCACUGGUGCUAAUCAAGGCCUCGGCUUCGAAAUCAUCCACGUCGCCGCCCUCAGAGAACCAGAGUCAAUCUACAUCCUCGGCUCCCGCUCCCUCGCAAAAGGCCACGAAGCCGCGCAGGAACUGAAAGAUCUCGGCGUCAAGAGUGAAGUAGUUCCCGUUAAACUCGACGUCACAGAUGACGGCGAUAUCCAAGCCGUGCUCGAUCUCAUUACCUCUACUUACGGAAAACUCGACGUACUAAUAAACAACGCCGGCAUAUCCCCGCUCGCGCACCCGCCCAGCUCCCCCACUUCCCUCCCCUCCCUGCGAGAAGCAUACACCUACCUCCUCAACACGAACCUAAUCUCCGUGUACAUCAUCUCGAAAGCCCUGCUCCCCCUGCUCCACGCAGCCAAAGACCCCAAGGUGAUAAACAUCACAAGCGGGCUGGCGAGCAUGGAGUUUAACCUCAAAGCGGCGUUUGUGCGCGGGCUGAGGAGUUUGGAGUAUGGGAGUAGCAAGGUGGCGUUGAAUGGGGUGACGGUGCAUAUGCAGGCUGCGGAGAACGAUAGGGUUAAGGUAGAAGGUGUGCAGGGGCAUGUGAGGUUUUGGGCUGUGCAGCCGGGGAUUUUGAGGACUGCUUUUAAUGGCUUCAGAGAAGGGGCCAAGAGUCCUGAACAAGGGGCAGAGGUGGCGGUUAGGUUGCUGGUUGAUGGGGAGGAGGGGAAGUAUGUUCUUGGGGGGACGUAUUGGAAGUGUGAUGUUGAUGUUAUGGAGGAGGUUCCUUGGUAG